UCUGGUGAGACCCUGAACGCAUCAGAGCCAGACUGUUAAUUUAUCAUACGCAGCUCAGAUAGAUGUAAGUGAGGACUGCUUUGUUAUAUAUCUGUCGCUGCGAGAGAAAGAAGAUGCUGGGAUAUAUCUGGACGUACAUCUACACGUCCAUCCUAAGAUACUGGCUGAAGUGGUUCAUCCGACAGGCAACAGGGAAAUGUGAGCUGCAGAGGAUAUGUUCUGGAUACAAGCCUGGGGCUACAAGGACAACGAAAGCAGAAUAUUCUCUGCGGUCUUCAAAGAACAAGGUUUUGAGAAGAGCUUUGGAAACCAACAAGGAUAAUUUAGAGCAAUGUGUGGAUCAAAUUAUGAAGGAGAAGAAUGUCAAACCCCAGAAAGAUCCACUCUUCAAGGGAAGCCUACACAUCUGCCUGUUACAAAUAACAGGAAACAGCAGCCUGUAUAUAUCUGUGGAAGAUUUGAGAAAAGAAGUCUUCAACUCGGAAAACCAAGAACACGAGGCCAUGCUGUUGAAGCUGUGGGACCUGUUGAUGCCAGCAGUCAAACUGGAAUCGAGGAUAACCAAACAGUGGGGAGAUAUUGGAUUCCAAGGAGAUGACCCCAAGACUGAUUUCAGAGGAAUGGGAAUGCUGGGCCUAAUCAACCUUGUUUUUUUCAGUGAAAACUACACAGAGGUGGCUCGUCAGGUGUUGUCUCAUGCAAACCAUCCUAAACUAGGGUAUUCGUAUGCCAUCGUUGGGAUCAACUUGACAGAGAUGGCCUACAGUCUCCUGAAGAGUGGGGCUUUGAAACCCCAUUUCUACAACACAGUACUGGGAACACCGGAGCUCCAACACUUUCAUCAGCUAUACUGUUAUCUGGCAUAUGAAUUUGAUAAAUUCUGGGUGGCAGAAGAACCAGAAAGCAUCAUGCAGUUCAAUCAAUACAGAGAAAAAUUCCAUGACAUCGUCAAGACACAUCUACAGGACCCUGAUGUUACCCUCACACUGACUGUCCGUUCUAAAAACUAACAUUAUUCAGAAAUAUUCUCUCACCUCUCCAUGGACCCUGACUUUGUUCAAUUGUAAAGGGAGAUGCGGUGCUCAACAUUAAAAACCUAAAAAUCAGACAGAAGCUGUUUGGUCACUUGAAUACAAACAAAUUUAUCCUCAUAUAUUUGGUUUUGUGGUCCACUAUUCACACUUAGUUUUAAAAUAGAGCACAAAUUUACACUCUGUACCUCAAAAAUGACCAUUCCAGUGUUUAAUUAACCUUUGUGAAGGAGAAAUGAGAGCUGCUGCAGAGGACUGUAGAGAUAUCAGCUCUGUCUUUUGUGAGGAUUUAAGCACUUCCAGUGGGCAAGCUGCCAAUUUGUUGCAGUUAAAGGUUAUUAAAAAAUUGCUAAUAACUACCAUAUUUGUAGCUGUCUUGUUUGUAUUUACGUAAGCAAGACUUAUGCGUUCUCACACUUGUUGCGCUCAGGAAUAUAAUUUUUAUGUCCAGAGACCAAGGCUAAAUGUUUGCAUGUUUUAAUGUGUCCCUGUUGAUAACAUCUGUAUCCUGUAAUAUAGGUGGUGUGGAACUCAAACUGGUUG
This is a messenger RNA of Anoplopoma fimbria (sablefish), 1574 nucleotides long. RefSeq names its product ELMO/CED-12 domain containing 2 (gene elmod2). The record is from RefSeq and is a predicted model, not a curated record. Gene Ontology annotation, cellular component: membrane. The transcript has 9 exons. Gene Ontology annotation, molecular function: GTPase activator activity. The coding region runs from base 114 to 1010 and encodes 298 amino acids. NCBI's taxonomy places the organism in Eukaryota, Metazoa, Chordata, Actinopteri, Perciformes, Anoplopomatidae.